Molecule: messenger RNA, 471 nt
Organism: Lachancea fermentati
Lineage: Eukaryota; Fungi; Ascomycota; Saccharomycetes; Saccharomycetales; Saccharomycetaceae
Source: the annotation of a GenBank genome assembly
AUGGCUCGUUCCAGAGGUUCAGCUAGAUCUAGCGCAAGAGCUCCAGCUCAAAGACGUUCGGCCUCCACAAUGGCUGCUCAACCACCAGCUCAGUCACAUGUUCCACAACAAUCUGCCUACUCAAACCCACCUGCUGUCGCUCAACCUAGACAACCGGGCUUGUUCUCUCAAAUGGCCUCGACCGCCGCAGGUGUAGCUGUUGGGAGUGCAGUUGGACACACAAUUGGUGCUGGCUUGACUGGAAUGUUUUCGGGCUCCGGUUCAUCUGAGGCUCCGGCUCAGCAACAACAACAGGCUUCCGACCUUGCCCCAAUGCAACAGCAGACUUAUGCUCAAGAGCAGGCUAGACACUGUGAUGUCGACGCUAGAAACUUCACUCGUUGUCUAGAAGAAAGCAACGGCAACAUGCAAGCUUGUGACUUUUACUUGCAGCAGUUGAAAGCCUGUCAAGAAGCCGCUCGCCAGUAUUAG